AUGGGUGAUCAUGAAUCCUCCGUUACACCUGGUUCCACCGGUGUUAUUGUUGGUCAGUCUGAUGUCAAGACUGCUAUCCCUCCAUACACGUUGUCAAGCUCAGACAAUCCUGGUGUUAUGAUCACUUCAGUUUUGUUAACUGAAGAUAACUACAUCCAAUGUUGGAUUCGAUCUUCGAUUGAGUCUAAAUUGAAUUCAACCAUGACGUUUGUCUCAAGUGAACAAGAAUUGUGGGAAGAGCUGCAAUAUCGUUUCUCUAUUGGUAACAAGGUGCGUGUUCACCAAAUUAAGGCUAAACUUGCCUCGUGUAGACAAGAUGGUCAAUCUGUUAUGGAAUAUUAUGGAAGAUUGUGCAAUCUUUGGGAAGAACUGAAAAAUUAUCGAGUGAGUCCCGUUUGUUCCUGUGGUGUCACUUUGUCUGCAAUUGUGGAAGAAAGAGAUGAAGAGAAGCUUCAUCAGUUUGUAAUGGGCCUCGAUGAUUCGAGGUUUGGUGGCCUCUGCACUACUCUCAUUAGUAUGGAUCCUCUCCCUAGUCUCGCUGUGGCAUACUCUAAAGUGAUUCGUGAAGAGCAAAGAAUGUCCUCUGCUAGUCUUCAACAAAAUCACGAGUUUGUCGGUUUCUUGGCUCGUAGUGAUAACCGCGAUCAGUCUUCUUGCGGUGAUGCUUCCUUGUUCCGGACUGAUCAUACUGGUUCUCUUCUUGGUAAGGGACGCUCCUGCACUCACUGUGGUCGUACCGGGCAUGAACAGAAGGACUGUUGGCAACUUGUUGGUUUUCCAUAUUGGUGGAUGGAUCGUGAGCGAGGUACUAGUGGUGGUCGUGGUUCUCCUGGUCGGGGAAGAGGAGGUCGUGGUUCUAUGGUUUCUAGUGGAGGAAGAGGACGUGGGAAACCUAUGACUGCUCAUGCGACUAGCUCCAAUUCCUCUAUUUUUCUUGCCUUAACAUCUGAACAGUUGAAAGUUUUAACUCAGAUGAUUCAUGAAAAAUCAGGCAACGAUAGUUCCGACAAACUGUCUGGUAAGCUUGAGUUUGGUGAUAUUAUUUUGGACACAGGAGCAUCUCACCAUAUGACUGGGAGGCUUUCUUUGUUGCACAAUGUUGUGUCCAUUCCGACGUGUUCGGUUGGAUUUGCCGAUGGUAGCAAGACUUUUGCUAUGAGUGUUGGUGUUUUGUCUCUAACGGACAAAGUCUCGUUGACGAAUGACCGUUUUUCGAGGACCCUGAUUGGAAGCGGUGAAGAGCGUGACGGUGUGUACUAUCUUACGGAUGUGGCUUCAACGAAGAUACAUGCAGCUACGUCUUUUUCCUCUGUUGGUUCUGACUCGUGUGGUGUCUGUUUUCGUGCAAAACAAACACGAGAGGUGUUUCCAGAAAUUUAUUUUCUAACUAUUGUCGAUGACUAUUCUAGAGCAGUAUGGACUUACUUGUUACUUGAGAAAUCAGAGGUUCGUAAUGUUCUUACCAAUUUCAUAACGUAUGCCGAGAAACAAUUUAGCAAAGUGGUCAAGACUGUUCGAAGUGAUAAUGGAACAAAGUUCAUGUGUUUGUCCUCUUAUUUUCGUGAGAAAGGCAUUGCUAAGUUUCCGAUAAAUUUUUGGGGUGAGUCGGUUUUGACAGCUGCAUAUUUGAUAAAUCGCACCCCGUCUUCGAUUCAUAAAGGUUGCACUCCGUAUGAACUUCUUUAUGGAUAUUCUUUGUCCAUUUCUUCGUCGGUUCAACCACUUGAUGAUGACUGGUUGGUUGCACCAUUGCCUUCUACUGACGCGCAUGUUGCAGACAGGGGGAGUUCUUCUGUAUCUGAGGUUGUUAUCAAUAGGGGGAUUCCUUCUGUAUCGGAGACUGUUCCACCUACCUCUGUUUCCCCUGUUUCUGACUCCUCUGUAUUGGAUCGACAACCUAAUCCGUCUAGCAGUGAUAACUCUGGUUCUGUUGUUGUUCCUCUCUCUGUUUCAGUCUCGGCGUUUGAUUCUUCUUUGUCGAUGCAGUCCUUACCACCUCCUCGUAAAAGUUCACGACAACCUACUCCGUCAGUUCGCUUACAGGAUUAUGUUCUUUACAAUGUUGAUAGUACACUCGUCGUCAGUCACGCUCUUUCCGCUGCUUCUACUCAAUCCUCGUCAUCGGGUUAUUUGGCUUCCAUUGUCUCCAAUGUCGAACCAAAGCACUUUAAAGAAGCUGUUCGACUCAAAGUUUGGAACAAUGCUAUGACAAAGGAGGUAGAUGCUCUCGAAAUUCACCGGACUUGGGAUGUUGUUGAUCUCCCUCCUAAUAAGGUUGCUAUUGGUUGUCAAUGGGUCUAUAAAACCAAGUAUAAUGCGGAUGGUUUGGUAGAGCGUUAUAAGGCUCGGUUGGUGGCACUUGGUAACAAUCAAGUUGAAGCUGCCAAUCAGUGGGAAGUUUAUCAAAUGGAUGUUAAUAAUGCAUUCUUACAUGGUGAUCUUGAUGAGGAGGUCUACAUGAAGCUUCCUACGGGUUUUCGUCACACUCAUCCUGGUAAAGUAUGCCACCUUAGGAAGUCUCUUUAUGGUUUAAAGCAGGCUCUGCGGUCUUGGUUUAAAAAGCUAUCCGACUCAUUGCUUCGUUUCGGGUUUGUUCAAUCAUAUGAUGAUUACUCAUUGUUCUCCUAUUCUCGUGGAGGUAUUGAGCUUCAUGUUCUAGUGUAUGUUGAUGAUCUUGUCAUUUGUGGGAAUGAUGCCUAUAUGCUUCGACAGUUUAAAGACUACUUGAGUCGUUGUUUCUCUAUGAAAGACUUGGGGAAACUCAAAUACUUUCUAGGCAUUGAAAUGAGUCGUGCUUCAGACGGUAUUUUCAUUUCUCAAAGAAACUAUGCGCUGGAUAUUGUUUCCGACUAUGAUUUGGCCGAUUCUCGUUUUGCUUUUACGCCACUUGAAAAGAACCAUGGUCUUGCCAAAGAUGAUGGUCCUCUUCCACUUGAUCCUAAGCGCUAUCGAAGACUUGUUGGUCGUUUGCUGUAUCUCCUUCACACGCGUCUUGAGCUGUGUUACUCGGUUCAUGUCUUGUCCCAAUUCAUGAAAACUCCACGUGAGGCUCAUUGGGACGCUGCCUUGCGUGUUGUUCGUUUUCUCAAGGGUGUUCCUGCUCAUGGUAUUUUGCUCAAUGCUGAUAAGGAUUUGACGUUAACAGUUUAUUGUGACUCUGAUUGGUCUUCUUGUCCGUUAACUCGCCGUUCUCUUAGUGCUUAUGUGGUCUUCAUGGGGUCUUCUCCUAUCUCUUGGAAGACUAAGAAACAAGACACUGUCUCUCAUUCAUCCGCUGAGACCGAGUACAGGUCGAUGGCUGUUGCUUUAAAGGAGAUUAAGUGGUUGCGCAAGUUGUUAAAAGGAUUGGGUGUCGAACUUACUUUUCCUGCUCGCUUGUUCUGUGAUAGCAAAGCUGCGAUUCACAUUGCUACUAAUCCGGUGUUUCAUGAGCGUACUAAACACAUUGAAAAUGAUUUGUCAUGCGGUGCGGAAUUCUUAUCGUGA
This is a messenger RNA of Camelina sativa (false flax), 3486 nucleotides long. NCBI's taxonomy places the organism in Eukaryota, Viridiplantae, Streptophyta, Magnoliopsida, Brassicales, Brassicaceae. The record is from RefSeq and is a predicted model, not a curated record.